This is a messenger RNA of Exophiala dermatitidis NIH/UT8656, 1801 nucleotides long. RefSeq lists its product as uncharacterized. Bases 181 to 1518 code for a protein of 445 amino acids. NCBI's taxonomy places the organism in Eukaryota, Fungi, Ascomycota, Eurotiomycetes, Chaetothyriales, Herpotrichiellaceae. The record is from RefSeq and is a predicted model, not a curated record. The transcript is spliced from 3 exons.
UUUGCCGCCAUGGAGUGAUUAACCUUUGACAGUCGUUCCUUGUUUUUAGAUCUUGUUUUUGGUCAUCUAUCUUUUUGUCCUUUCACUCAAGAGUCCUUCAGCAGCAAUGCACGUGUAACAUGGACCAUUGGCUGGCAAUCCAACUCUGUUUCAGCAUCACAAUCCGGGAUCAAGCAUAACAUGCCAGCCCGAAGCAGACACUUCAAGCGGCGGCAACCGUUCGAACAUGACAACAGCUUGAUCUUGGAACGCGCGGAGGGGCCAGUUGGCUUUUUCAACCCAACGCGGGCGCAUUUCCUAUAUCCAACCGUUUCGCGGGUGAAAUCACACAUUAAAAACGACGUCCAGGACACGGACGACUCGGUGCGUGAUCGCAUAAAGGACGAGAAAAAGGAACACGAAUCUCCUGAACCUGCGAAGAAUGUCCGGUUCCUUUGGCGGUCGCGCGACAAUCGAAAAGGACGGCAUGCUCUUCUAGUCCAGAGACCGGCACCUGGCGAAGAGUCGAGCUUCCUUACCCCUCGCAGCACCUCUGACCCACGGGAGAUUCUCAGGAACGUCAAGCGGACCUUGACAUAUUUUCCCUUUUGGGAUGUUUCAUGGCUCGUGGCUUUUAUCUUCACAUGGGGAAGCGUGGUAUGGGUUAUCAAUGGCUUCUUCGCAUGGCUGCCGCUCGAGGCGCCUUCUACGGAGUUCCACAACGAAAUCCUCUACGGGGGUGGUAUAACGGCUUUCAUUGGCGCCAUCAUCUUCUUUGAGACAGGCUCGAUUCUCCUCAUUAUUGAGGCAGUCAAUGUCGAUCACGCCGGUUGUUUCGGCUGGGCAGUCGAGCAGCUGAUGGACGAACAAGGCGGUGGCGGCGGCAAAGCCAAGUAUCGUCUGAAGCCGAGCAAAAGCCACUGUCGCCACCACCACCAGAACCGACAUAACUUUGUAGGUAAGAGCGCAGCUGCUAUUGAACAACAUACCGGGCUGGCCCAGGAAAAGUCGGAGCAGGAACAGAAACAGGAUCGACAAUGGCAGUGGUUCCCGUCGUGGCACGACCUUCGCACGCACUAUUUGCACGAACUUGGUUUCCUGGCCGGUGCGGCACAACUGUUUGGGGCUACUGUGUUUGGAGUUUCCGGAUUCACUGCGCUUCCUGGUAUCAAUGACCGUCUGAGCCCGCAGAGCGCGCUGAACGGGGCAUACUGGAUCCCCCAGGUCAUUGGCGGCAGCGGUUUCAUCGUGAGCAGUACACUGUAUAUGCUCGAAACACAGUCAAAAUGGUAUAAACCGGCCUUGAAGAUCUUGGGCUGGCAUAUUGCAUUCUGGAAUUUGAUCGGCGCCAUUGGAUUCACUCUUUGCGGUGCAUUGGGAAUGGCGUACGGAAACUCGGGAGCUCAGUAUCAGGCGUCUUUGGCUACUUUUUGGGGAUCGUGGGCUUUCUUGAUUGGGAGUUAUCUGCAGUUGUACGAAAGUCUGGACAAACAUCCGGUCGAAGAGACAUCGAAAAAGGAGGAUACGCCGAAGCAAUAACUUGUAUCACUAGAACAAUCCUGGGAGUUGGAACUGCAGGAUUCUAAUCGAAACCGUCCGUGAUAUUUGUGUCAUCUUGUUUUAGUUGCUGUACAUGUAGAAUCUGUUUUCAAUCCCUCUGAUGAGAUAUGAAUAUACGCAAGGUUUGUUUUAUCGAGAGACAUAUUAAGCGGAGAGCCAGAUAGGGUUUACUCGAAGGAAAAGAUGCCAAAGACCGUGCUCCGAGCCUCGGAAAGCGAUGAUUGUAUGAAAUAGCUCAGCCUUGCGGUCAGUCAAAAACAAG